AAAAAUCCCCCAUCCCAAAUCCCCCAUCUCCCUCCCGCCUGCCCUGCUCUGCUCUCCACCGAGCAUGGAUGGGGUCGAUCAUAGCGGCCUCCUCUCGGCCUACUCGCCGCACCAUCCCCACCACCAUGGAGGCGGCGGAGUCACCUCCUCCUCUUCUGCACACAACGCAAUGUUCUCCUCUGGAGCCUCCGCCGCCUACGCGUCUCCUCCAGCGGAGCCCGUCCGGAGGAAGCGCGGCAGGCCGAGGAAGUACGGACCCCCGCCCCCUUCCCGCUCAGCCUCCCAACCCAAGACUAUGACCGUUCCUUCCUCGUCCCCGACUUCUCCUUCCGCCUUCGUUCGCGCCAAAGAGGGCUCCUCUGCCUCGCCCUCCUCGUCGAGGAAACCUAAGCUCGCGUCGCUCGGAAAUGCAGGGCAUGGCUUCAAGACACAUGUCAUUACAGUUAUGGCUGGAGAGCUUAGUAACACAAAAUUUUCUUUUGGAAAGGAUGUGGCACAGAAAAUCAUGUCAUUUGUACAACAAUUCGAACACACAUUUUGUGUUCUUGCAGCCUCUGGUUCAAUUUCUAAGGCAUCUCUUCUUCAUCCAGCAGUCUUUGGAGGAUCUGUGACCUAUGAGGGGAAGUUUGAGAUUCUAUCACUUUCUGGCUCCUUUGUGCAUAAUAGAGCUGAUGGGGAUUUGAGGACAGGUGGACUAAGUAUAUGCCUUUCUGGGGCUGAUGGUCGUGUAGUGGGGGGUGGUGUCAAAGGCCCUUUGGUGGCUGCAGAGCCUGUACAGGUAAUUGCUGGGUCAUUUUUAAUUGAUGGCGAUGGUUGCUCUAUUGAUAGUAGAGCAGCAGUGCCUACUGGAAAGUUACCCACCUCUUUAAAUGCUGGAUUAACAUUUAGUACAGCCACACUUGGAUUGUCAACAGAAUUCACAGGAAGAUAUGGUAGUGAAAUCAAUCAUGUCAUACAAUCUCCAGCAGAUUGGUCAGGAAGGCAAGAGGACAGACACAGUGGAGCAUCUCAUUUCUUAGAUGAAGACUAAGUUAAUAUAUCAGAUGUGGGAAACUAAUUAACACUAGAGAAUCGUCGAACAAAUUCAUGUAUAGCUUUUACUAACAGUCGGGCAACAGUUGUGCUCCUAUCGUGAAUGUAUUCGCUGCACAAUCGAGCAGGAGAGCCCUCGCUACAACCUUAUCGUCUUCUAAAUCUCAGUUUUAAAUGUAACGUCUCUGUCCAUAUUUGUAUUUGCGAAUAAUUUCCAAAUGUAAAUCAUUAUCAAUUGUUUUGGGCACGA
Messenger RNA from Zingiber officinale, 1282 nucleotides. Its product is annotated as AT-hook motif nuclear-localized protein 10-like. The transcript has 6 exons. The record is from RefSeq and is a predicted model, not a curated record. Lineage: Eukaryota; Viridiplantae; Streptophyta; Magnoliopsida; Zingiberales; Zingiberaceae. Gene Ontology annotation, molecular function: minor groove of adenine-thymine-rich DNA binding. Bases 65 to 1030 code for a protein of 321 amino acids.